UAGUAGAUCUAUAGAGAUCUGUCUGCAUAGGUUUUUUUUUUUUUGGAGGAAAUUAUCAUCAAAUUAUUAGAAAUUGUAGAUUUAGGGCAAAUCGUUGGCGGAGUUUGCUGUGUAAUCGGUGUCGUUAAGAUGCAGAUAUUUGUGAAGACACUCACUGGGAAAACCAUCACUCUCGAGGUUGAGAGUUCCGACACCAUUGAUAAUGUGAAAGCUAAGAUUCAAGACAAGGAAGGGAUACCACCUGACCAGCAGAGGCUCAUCUUUGCUGGGAAACAGCUUGAGGAUGGCAGGACACUAGCAGACUACAACAUCCAGAAAGAAUCUACCCUUCAUUUGGUUCUCAGGUUGAGAGGUGGCAUGCAAAUAUUUGUGAAAACUCUUACUGGCAAGACUAUUACCCUUGAGGUGGAGAGCUCCGAUACUAUUGACAAUGUCAAGGCUAAGAUACAGGACAAGGAGGGAAUCCCACCUGACCAACAGAGACUUAUAUUCGCUGGAAAACAGUUGGAGGAUGGUAGGACCCUUGCUGAUUAUAACAUCCAGAAGGAGUCCACCUUGCAUCUUGUCCUUCGGUUGAGGGGUGGAAUGCAGAUUUUUGUUAAGACCCUGACUGGAAAAACCAUCACCCUUGAGGUGGAGAGUUCUGAUACAAUUGACAAUGUCAAGACUUAGAUACAGGACAAAGAGGGUAUUCCCCCUGAUCAGCAGAGGCUUAUAUUCGCUGGAAAGCAGCUGGAGGAUGGUAGGACUCUUGCUGAUUACAACAUACAGAAGGAAUCCACUUUGCAUCUUGUUCUAAGGUUGAGGGGUGGAAUGCAAAUCUUUGUCAAGACUUUGACUGGAAAGACUAUCACACUUGAGGUGGAGAGUUCCGAUACCAUAGAUAACGUCAAGGCAAAGAUUCAGGACAAGGAGGGGAUUCCUCCAGAUCAGCAGAGACUUAUAUUUGCUGGAAAGCAGCUGGAGGAUGGUAGAACACUAGCUGACUACAAUAUCCAAAAGGAAUCCACUUUGCAUCUUGUUCUUCGUCUGCGGGGUGGGAUGCAAAUUUUUGUCAAGACUUUGACGGGAAAGACCAUCACUCUUGAGGUUGAGAGCUCUGAUACGAUAGACAAUGUCAAGGCAAAGAUCCAGGAUAAGGAAGGGAUACCACCUGAUCAGCAGAGGCUUAUCUUUGCAGGAAAGCAGCUCGAUGAUGGCAGGACUUUGGCAGAUUAUAAUAUCCAGAAGGAAUCAACUUUGCAUCUUGUACUGCGCCUUCGUGGUGGGAUGCAAAUUUUUGUGAAAACUCUGACCGGCAAAACAAUUACUCUUGAGGUGGAGAGUUCGGACACAAUCGACAAUGUGAAGGCGAAAAUCCAAGACAAAGAGGGGAUCCCUCCUGAUCAGCAGAGGCUUAUUUUUGCCGGCAAGCAACUGGAGGAUGGGCGCACUCUGGCUGACUAUAACAUCCAAAAGGAGUCUACACUCCACCUUGUGCUCCGCCUUCGUGGAGGUGGUGAUGUUUGAGUUUGACCUUUAUGGAUUUUAGCCUAUUGUGUGCGUGGUGGUAGUGUUGGAUUCUGGUUGAUUGUGAAUGUUCAGGUUUGGGAAUUAUGUUCUUCGUAUGUUGUGUGUUUGGAACUACUAAAAAUUAGGAGUAUGAAGUAAAUAAUCGCACACAAUUUGUCAGUUGCUA
Molecule: messenger RNA, 1678 nt
Organism: Ziziphus jujuba (common jujube)
Lineage: Eukaryota; Viridiplantae; Streptophyta; Magnoliopsida; Rosales; Rhamnaceae
Product: polyubiquitin
Exons: 2
Biological process (GO): modification-dependent protein catabolic process; protein ubiquitination
Cellular component (GO): cytoplasm; nucleus
Molecular function (GO): ubiquitin protein ligase binding; protein tag activity
Source: RefSeq, a predicted model, not a curated record